Molecule: messenger RNA, 1053 nt
Organism: Chenopodium quinoa (quinoa)
Lineage: Eukaryota; Viridiplantae; Streptophyta; Magnoliopsida; Caryophyllales; Amaranthaceae
Exons: 6
Coding region: 46-591 (181 amino acids)
Biological process (GO): positive regulation of proteasomal ubiquitin-dependent protein catabolic process
Cellular component (GO): Cul4-RING E3 ubiquitin ligase complex
Source: RefSeq, a predicted model, not a curated record
CCUUGGCAAAUAGCGCGCCGACGGUCCGCGUAUAUAGGCUCCCUAAUGUUGCAUCGUCACUGCAAAUCCAAGCCUUUGAUUCCAAAAGGUGCGCCCACAAUGGAGGAGGGUUCUUCUUCUGCCUCACUGCCGCCGUCUGAUUCCAUUCCGACCACCACCGCCACCGCUGCCAGCUUCCUCUCCGACCUCCCUUCUCGCGGCCUCUUCUCUUCUACCGCCGUUUCUUCUUCUAAUUUGGGUGGCAUGCGAAUUUACAUCUGUGAUCAUGAUACAGCACCCCCAGAGAACCAAGUAAUAAAGACGGAUCAGAUGAACAUAUUGAUCAGAUCACUUACUUUGAAGAAGCAACAGGGUGAAGUGACUGAUGGCUCAAGAAAGAGAGCUUCUGAUAGAUCUGCUGAUGGAAGGGCUUCAGCGAAAAGGGCAAUGACUGGUAGUCAGAAUAAGGGUGCAUCGAGUAGUCGUGCUGCAGAUAGAAAUUUUCAGGGUCUGACUGUGGAGAGGCUUCGGGCACUUCUGAAGGAAAAAGGACUUUCUUCCAAAGGGAAGAAGGAUGAGCUGAUUGAACGCCUGCGGAAUGCAAGUAAAUGAUUCUUUGAUUGGAGAGGGAAGUAGAAUCGCUUAUUGCAAAGGUGUAUACGCUGGUGCCAGGGGAGCUCAUUGACAGUGCAACUUCUAUCUUAUUAAGUUGAUCAUAGAAGGUUAUGUUUCCGGUGUAGUAUUUUGUGUUUUAUGUGCAUAUAUCUUGUAUUAGGGAUGGGACUCUAUUUGUUACAACUAUUGCCAAAGAACCAUUGCUUAGCACAAAUACCUGUGCUUUGGUGUGUCUUACUAACAGGUCUGUGAUUCCGGAUUUUUCACAAGGAACUAUGCUCUACCUUAUGUAGCUUUGAUUGGGUCAUGCAUAUUUCUAAGCAUCUAGGUUUUGCAACACAAACUUUCAGAGGGUUUAAUGUUUUGUUUGUGAAGUAGAAUUUUGAUUUUAGACAUCUACUAGAUUGCCAUAAGUCCUAAAGUAGAACAUAUUUUUGAAAGGAAAACUCGUACCAACCA